GGCGCCACCUGCCGGCCGGAGCCUGCGCUGCAGAUGACUUGCAGUUGGUCAGAGUGAGGGGAAGUGCGGGUCUAAUCCUCGGCGCAGGGCCAUGGACAGCGUUACCGAGUGGAGAACUGCGUGAGAGGAACCACAGACGAUGCUCUUGGACAGCCAGAAUAACCAUAACAGCGGAAGCAUUCAUGGAUAUAGCUGGCACGUUUAACCAUUUGAUUCCCAGUGACCAGUUGGAAGACUCCUUACUUCUAGGACAGAACCUGGAAUGUGAAGCAAGUGAUGAGUUUACAUCUGGUCACAAUCGGCCAGAAGACUCACUCAAGAACAUGCUCAGCGACAAGGAUCCCAUGUUUGGAUCUGCUAGCACCCAGUUUCACCUCUUAGAGAACGAUGAUGCAAACUUCCAGCUUCCCAGCGCAACAGUUUCAAGCCAAGACAUGAACCCUCCAGACAUUAGCCAGACUUCUGCUGCUGAGGACGAGACUCAGUCCAGCUUUUCCCAGGGAAGGAGGAAAGCAGCUGCUCAGAUACAGAAGAAACAAACAGGGACCAGAGGGCGAGGUAGAGGUGGACCAACGAGGGGCCGAGGUCCUUGGAGAGGAGUUUCAGCUGCAACGCAGGGGAGGAAAUCUGAGAGGAGACCUGCAGAAAAGCACAACGAAGAGCCUGCUUCAAGCAGCAACUCGCUAGAUGACCGUUUCGCAGAGAAAAGGGAGGACUUGCUCAGCCGGCGAUUUAGCAUCCAUGACAUUGACCCAUCCAUGAAUCCAGUGGUUGUGCUGAGGCGAUUGACGGUCACUGUGGGGGGCUACAAAAUCGAAUUGCUACCCGGACCAUCUCACACUUCCGGAUCAUUUAACACAGGCGCUCUCGAGGCUUUGAGUUUCCAGGAUGAUUCCAUGGCAGCCGACAGCAUGGGGCUUGACUUGGGACAGAACCAGGGUUUUGAUGUGCAUUCUGCCCCAGAGGUUGUGGAAGAGCUUAAUGUUGGUGAACACAUGGCUAAUGAAAUUCCUAUGGACUUUGGGCCAUAUGUGAAUCCUAAUGAUGUUCAAGAAACCAACGGUGCCCUACCUUUCAAGCCCAGCUCAACGGAGGCAACCGCAGACACUAAAGUCAGUGAGGAAAGUGAGGCUGAGAAGCCAAGCGUCUGCAAAUCGCAGAACAAAAACGGCACGGCAGAAAAACCUGCUGCCAGAAAGCAACUGAAACCCAAGCAGCCGCUGUCUGUAACCAAAGACAAGCAUGUCCAACUUGCCAAACCUGGUGUCCUGCAAAAGGGGUCCAAACAUCUCAAACAAGAUAAAAAGGAACAGAAGGACACGGAGGAAAGUCUGCAACAUGCCAAAGGUAAGCCAGACAGCGCGAGCCUAAAACGGCCGGCUGUUUCCGUCACACCGAAACCAGCCUCCAAACUGCAAAAGGUGCAAGCAAAUCAUCCAGUGAAGCAAAAUGCCAACCCCGCCGUUCCGGCCUCUCCCACGAUAAACAGAAAGCCGUCCUCCGAUUCUAGUCCCGGCACCAAGGUCGUCGCGAAUAAAUCUCCCCACUCUGUGAAGAAACCGCAGAUUCCACCCCCAGCAGCAACCAAACCAAGCCAGCCCGAGAAGGACAGCCCAGUAGGGGAGGAGCAGGACAGGACGAAGGUCAAGAAACCAGAUAAGAUCAUGCAGAGACAGAGGAGCAGAAACAGCAGGAGCAUUUCUGUUGACGAACCAGAGCUGUUCAUCCCUGAUAAUGCUCCUGUGGUGAAGAAGGGGCCUGCAGAGGGUGAUCCUCCACCUGCUUCUGAAAACGAGACCACAUGGGAUUCUAGCAAGCAGUGCGGAUUAUGCAAGAAACCUCACAAUAAUAGGUUCAUGGUAGGCUGUGGGCGCUGCGAUGACUGGUUCCACGGUGACUGUGUGGGACUGGACCUGGCUAAAGUACAGCAGAUGGAGAAGGAUGACCAAGAGUACGUAUGUCUAAAGUGCUGUGCUGAGGAGGAUGGGAAAAGCGAGACCCAGGCAACGGACCACUCGGACAACACGUCUGCCCAAAGACAGAAACAGGCCACUGAGCCAUCUGUCACAACAGGAGGAAUCCGCCCCUUUCGGAAAGAUUCGGGGGACAGAAGACCAUCAGAUUCGGCGCCCAAAAGUGGCUCAAAUGUGAAGCACGAGUUCAAGAAGGGUAAAGUCUCUCCUGCAAGCUUAAAGAAACCAUCCACUGGACAGAUCAGAAGAAGCGUACGAGACUCGCUGGAAGAGAUUCUGCUGAAAAGGUUAAAGGACUCGGACUUGAAGAUUUCAACAGAGAAGCCAGCUGAACUGGCUAGAAGGACGGAAAAAGAGCUUUUUGCACUCUUCCAGGGUGUAGACAGCAAGUACAAGAACAAAUACAGAAGCUUGACGUUCAACCUUAAAGAUACAAAGAAUAAUGUGUUGUUCAAGCGUGUUCUCAAGGGGGAGAUUUCUCCUAGAGAUUUGGUUCGUAUGAGUGCAGAAGAACUAGCCUCCAAGGAACUGGCUGCUUGGAGACAGAGGGAGAAUCGACAUACAAUUGAAAUGAUAGAGAAAGAACAGCGAGAAGCAGAGAGACGACCGGUAACCAAAAUCACUCACAAAGGAGAGAUUGAAAUUGAGAACCAGGAACCUGCAAAAGCCCCUGAGCCCAUAGAGCCCUUGUCGGAUCCUGCCCCUAAAGCAGUUGAGAUGUCUGAGGAAAAAGCUCCAGACUCAAAGCCAGAGAGCCCCAAGAAAAUUAAAGAUACAACAAGCUUGCACAAGUCUCAUCUCUUUGACCUUCACUGCAAGAUCUGCACUGGCCGAAUGGCUCCACCUGCAGAGGAGGCCACCACCAAGGUUGUGAAAGUGGCCACAACUGUCAUUAGAAGGCAGUCCACAGCCACAGAAGGAGACAGUCAGCAGAUUACACCAAUAUCACCACCUGUAGCUCCAUCUGCAUUGGUGGAUGACUUGUCCCUGAGAGCCAUGGAAGAAGGUCUCCUAAACUCCAGUAUCUUCCCAGCCUAUGAGUCAAGGUCGGAAAGUGUGAGCAGUAAAGAAGAUACAGUUGCAUUCCUUGCCAAUUUAGAGAGCCUAUGGAAUGGGUAUGUAGACAUGCCAGCUGUAGCCAGGUUCUUGACAAAAGCUUACCCAGUUUCUGGAAUAUUGGACCACCUAAAUGAGGAUCUGCCGGACAGCAUCCAGGUUGGUGGAAGGAUCUCUCCUCACAUAGUCUGGGACUAUGUCGAGAAAAUUCGUGCCUCUGGAACAAAGGAAAUAUGUGUCAUUCGCUUCACCCCUGACACAGAAGAAGAUGAAAUAUCAUACACCUUGCUGUAUGCCUAUUUUAGUAGUCGCAGGCGAUACGGUGUUGUCGCCAACAACCGCAAACAAGUUAAAGACAUGUAUCUCAUCCCUCUCGGCUCCAGUGAAAAAAUCCCUCACCAGAUUGUCCCAUUUGAUGGCCCUGGAUUGGAGACCAACCGUCCAAACCUCCUCCUUGGACUAAUAAUUCGCCAGAGACCUAAAAGGGACUUUGGGGUUAUCCUACCAAGCGAUGCUAGUGAAGCUCCAAGUUUCCUAAAGGAGAACAAACCUCAAGUAGAUCCCGUCCAGAAAACUGGCACACCCCGAGAUGAAGAAAGAAACUUCAUUAGCAGUCUUGGUCGUAUUCACAAAAAGGACACCCCAAGCCUUAUCAAAUCCACUGCUGAGGAACCGUUGGAGUUGGAGGAUGAUGAAAAUGUCUCCUUGCGUUUUCUCCCUGGUGUGCUGACGCAGCCGAAAUCCGGGAAGACAGUGCCUGCAGGUGAUGAUGUAAAGGACACAAUAAGCAGCACCAUCAGUCAGACCUCUGCCACUGAGAGCACCACCUCAGGAAGCGUCACUCCCAAAACGCCCACCACCCCACGCCUGGAUCGUUUCAUCAUCAAGAAGAAAGAGCCCAAACCUGUCAAAACGGAGGAAGAGCCAUCUAGCUCAAGUGCAGAGAUGAGCUCGCAGGGGAAAGAGAAAGAAAGUGGAGGUACAAGUGCAGUUAUAUUAUCUCUGAAGGAUAAGCCAGGAGAUGUUUCAACAGAGACUUUCCUCUCCAGCCUGGCCGCAGCUCAGCCUAAGGUCGAAUCUAGCAGCACUGAAACAAAAAGCGAUAGUUCUGAAAGACCUAGUCAAGAAACCAAUUUGCUUCCUGCAUCUUCAUCAACUACAUCCAAAGAUUCUACCAGUGACAUCCCUGAAGUUGUUUCCAACAAUGAAAAUAUCUUAAACCCAGCUACGACUACAAAACCAACCACUUCUGGCAUUUUGAAGAAGAGCAGCAUAUCAGAUGAACCUGAUGAUGCAAAGCAGCUAGCAUUGAACACAGAACAACAUGUGGCACAACCAAACGCCAGCCAGUCUGCUCCCGCAGAACCUUUACCAGUGACCAAAUCGGCACCUCCUGAGCAAGAGUUCAAAGCAGUGGAAGAUAUCCAGACCAUCACCACUAUCUCCUCUUCAGGCAAAAAUGAAGGACUGAAGCAGUCGAGGACACGUCUUCUAAGUCCCACUCCCUUCAACUCUGCAAGCCUCGUGCCUCCCCCAGGUACCUUUCCUCCUUAUCACCAUGGAGCACCUGACCAUGCAUACCAUCCUGCACCAGUACCCAACUACCCUCCCCAGUGCAGUCCGGCACCAUUCUUACCUUUACAUCAGCAGGCUCCUGUACCAUUCGGCUUCUCUCCUGCUCCUCCUCUUCCAGUGAUGUUCCCCCAGACGGACCCUCCAAAUCAAAUGCACGCUGCUCCACCUUGGUCUCCGCCGGUCCCUCCCCAGGCUUGCUUUCCGCUCCCCAUCCCAGAAACAGUUGCCAGACCGCCGCUGUCCUACGUAACCUCAAGAUUCCCUGAUACCUCCUUGCUCUCAAAGAAGGACGAGAAGGGUGCUGAGGCAAACUACGAUGACCCAUGGGACAGGCAGUCCAGACGUUCAGAGAAGGACGAAAGAGAUCACUACGGAAAGCACCGCCAUAAGGGUCGGCACCACGAGCGGGACAAGCACAAGGCAAGGAGCCAGAGCCGGAGCCGGAGUAGGUCCAGGUCCAGGUCCAGGUCCAGGUCCAGGUCCAGAAGCAGCAGGAGUCGGAGUAGAAGUAGGAGCCGUAGCAGAAGCAGGCACAGACACAAGAGCAGGCACUCUCGUGAUGACCGACAUGGGGAGAGAAGGAAAGAGAAACACCACAGCAGCCAUCACAGGGACAGAGACAGAGAGAGGGACAAGCGCAGACGAGACUCUGAUCAUGAAAAACACCGGAGAGACUCAAGAGACUCACGAGAGGGGCACUCAUGAUCUCCAUACUCAACCCUGGUGCAUCUGAUCAACACCACUGACCUGAGACAUGCUCCUUUUGUAUUUUACUACAGUUAUUUAUAACAUUCAGAAGCAGCUUUUAUAAGAGUGAAUGAUUUUAGGUUUUAGUUGGUUCAUGUUUUGAAUUCAGAAGUGUGGCUUUUUUUUUUCUUCUGUAAAGGCUAAUGUACAUGACGACAUGGCCAUAAGAGCAGGCGCGCAUGUACUGAUCACAAGAAAUUGGAAUCGAUAACUACUGUUGAAACAAAAAAUAAUCCCAAGAGCAAAACAUGUCCUGGUUUUUUGUCUGCCUUUUUAUCAGGGUAUUUUUUUUGUUUUGUUUUUGUUUUUUAAAGUCCCUUAAAUAUUUUCUAUUUGUGUCAAAUGACAUUUGUCUUUGUACAUUUUGGCUUGUCGAACAUUAUAGAUACCGUGUGCCUUCUGCACAUUGUGUUUAUGUACAGUUCCUAAAAUACUUUUUAUUGUUGAUAGAAAAAGAUAAUAAAACCUUUUGUUAAUUAAA
This is a messenger RNA of Pygocentrus nattereri (red-bellied piranha), 5832 nucleotides long. It is a transcript of the gene phf3, whose product is annotated as PHD finger protein 3. Gene Ontology annotation, cellular component: nucleus. Gene Ontology annotation, biological process: DNA-templated transcription. The coding region runs from base 183 to 5309 and encodes 1708 amino acids. NCBI's taxonomy places the organism in Eukaryota, Metazoa, Chordata, Actinopteri, Characiformes, Serrasalmidae. The record is from RefSeq and is a predicted model, not a curated record. The transcript has 16 exons.